Molecule: messenger RNA, 4410 nt
Organism: Haemonchus placei
Lineage: Eukaryota; Metazoa; Nematoda; Chromadorea; Rhabditida; Trichostrongylidae
Source: the annotation of a GenBank genome assembly
AUGAAGCGGGAAGAGGAAAUCAAUAUCACUCUCUUCUUUCCAGAAUUGGAUUUGAAUACGAAAGCUGUUGUGCGAAUGUGUAAUGGCCAGACGAUAUUAAAUCACAUCUCCGAUGAUAAACAACCAAAAACUUUCGCUUUCGAUCACUCUUUCUAUUCCACAGACGUCAAUGAUCCGAACUUUGCAAGUCAAGAAGAAGUGUUCAAAAGUCUUGGAUCCGGUGUUUUGGAGAAUGCAUUCGCCGGUUAUAAUGCGUGUAUUUUCGCUUACGGGCAGACAGGUUCCGGUAAAUCAUAUUCAAUGAUGGGUACAUCUGAUCAGCCUGGGAUUAUACCGCGUCUAUGCAAUGAGGUAUUCAGAAGGAUCAAAGAGACCACUUGUGAUAGCCUCCAGUACAAAGUUGAAGUUUCUUACAUGGAAAUCUACAACGAGCGUGUAAGGGAUCUUCUGGAUCCCAAGAAGUCAAAUAAACAUCAUCUGAAAGUACGAGAACAUAAGAUUCUUGGGCCUCUCGUCGAUGGCUUAUCAGUACUGGCUGUGGAUUCAUACGAGCAAAUUGCUUCGCUUAUCGAAGAGGGGAAUAAGUCGAGGACAGUAGCGGCAACUAAUAUGAAUGCAGAAAGUUCACGUUCACAUGCCGUAUUCAAUAUAACUCUUACACAAAUCCUAAAGGAUGUCGAUAAGGACUUCACGGGCGAGAAAGUGGCAAAGAUAUCCCUCGUUGAUUUGGCUGGUAGUGAACGAGCUGGUAAAACUGGUGCAAUGGGUAAACGUCUUGAAGAGGGUGGUAACAUUAACAAGUACGUUUCAUUAGAAUUGAGCUCGCUUACUUAUCGAAAUUGUUUUCUGUUUUUUUGCAGAUCGCUCACCACUCUCGGUAUGGUCAUUUCCGCUCUGGCGGAGCGCUCAAAUGGGAAAAAAGAGAAGUUCAUUCCAUAUCGUGAUUCAGUGCUUACUUGGUUACUGAAAGACAAUCUCGGAGGUAAUUCGCGUACGGUAAUGAUAGCAACGAUCUCGCCAGCUGCAGACAACUACGAGGAAACCCUCUCCACUUUGAGAUAUGCCGAUCGUGCUAAACGAAUCGUCAAUCAUGCUGUCGUCAAUGAGGAUCCUAACGCUCGCGUUAUUCGUGAACUACGUGAAGAGGUCGAGACUCUUCGUAUGCAGAUCAGCCAAACUUUGAAGGAACAUUCGGAAACCGCGGAAUUACGGGAACGCCUGGCUGAAAGUGAAAGGCUUGUUGCACAAAUGAACAAAUCUUGGGAAGAACGCCUGAAAGAAACUGAAACUCUCAACAAAGAACGUCAACGAGAUCUUGCCGAAAUUGGAAUCUCCAUUGAGUCAAGUGGAAUCAAAGUGGAGAAAGAUCGCUUCUACCUAGUAAACCUCAAUGCAGAUCCAUCGCUUAAUGAAUUACUAGUUUACUACAUCAAUUCAUCAGCUAUAAUAGGCAACUUGGAUGAGAUUGAGACCAGCCUCGAUUCAGGCUUAGGGAACUCAGUAGAGGACCUCGACAAAAAAGAAGGUCGAACCAGUAUCGUACUGCGAGGUUUGGGUGUCAUGCGACGACAUGCUAAGUUAACUGUGGUCGAGGAAAGAGGACGAUCCAGACUUUACGUUGAACCGUUGUCAGCUGAAGGACGAGUCUGUGUGAAUGGACGAGAAAUCUCGGAUCGAACACCUUUACGACAUGGUAAUCGACUGCUGAUUGGCAUGAACCACUUUUUCCGUGUCAACUGUCCAAAGGACGUCGAUAUGACGCAGUCAGUAAUGGAUGAGAGCGUUCUAUUCGACUAUAACGAUGCAUGGCAUGAGAUUUCCAUAUCUAACAAUCUGUUUUUGAGCCCUAUUUUACAAUUUUUUUUUCUUGAGGAGGACAAGCAGGCAGCUCUCGAACGCCAGUAUGAAGCCUUUGAACGCUACAUUCAGAAUCUGACAGCUGGAGGCUUCACUCCCUCGACGCCAAUGACACCAGGAUACGGUUUCGGAACUCCACUUGGUACCCCUGGGUCAGCAUUGCCACCUUUUCCAUUCCCAGCUAAUCCAAAACAAAUGGUCCGCAGCAAGUUCUUCUAUUGGGCUCAACGAAAAGAGGAAAUGUUUGCUGAGUCGUUGAAACGUCUAAAAAGUGAUGUGAUCCGGGCCAACGCUUUAACUCGUGAAGCGAAUAUGAUCAGUCGCGAGCUGGGCAACAGUCGUCGUCAGACCACCUACGAUGUCACCCUCCAAAUACCAGCAGCAAAUCUUAGGCCAAGUAAAAUCAAGGCAGGGACAUUUGUCUGUGAGCCGGUGAUUGUUGUACGUCGUUCGGGCAUGAGUGGAAGCCAGUUGUGGACGGUGGCGCAAUUGGAGAACAAGCUAAUCGAUAUGAGAGAGAUGUAUAACGACAAAAUAAAUGGAGUGGCGAGAGUCCCAUCAUGUGCUUCCAGCCCCGAAAGUUCUCCAUCUCGCUCGUUACCUCCGCCUUCCCCCGAUGAAGUGAUGAUCGAUCCAUUUUUUGAAAGCCAGGAACACCACAACCUCAUCGGCGUUGCCAACGUUUUCCUCGAAGUGUUGUUCCACGACAUGAAACUCGAUUACCAGGUUCCGAUCAUUUCGCAUCAGGGUGAGGUAGCCGGCCGCCUUCAUGUACAAAUUUAUAGCUUUUCAUGUAAUUUCCCAUUCGGUGACCCAGAAUUAGUCCGCAUAAAGAAGGCCUCAUCUCUGCCCGAGUCCUUGUCGCACUUCGUCUUCUGCCAGUACUCUUUCUUCAAUCUGUCCGAGAUGCUUGUCGUUGCGCCUGUCUUCGAUCCAUCAGAAUCUGCUGAAUCUCAAACACAAGCCACAACAUUUGUGUUUGACCACGAAAAGGACUUCAAAGUCGUUGUUACGGAAGAGUUCCUCGAAUAUGUGCAGGACGACGCGUUGUCAAUUGAGGUGUGGGGACAUCGAAAUGGAGGAGCUGUCGAGGAGGGUGAACCGAGACUUGAUGCCGAGGAGAAGAACAAGUCAUUGCAGGCGAGGUGGUCUGAAGUGUCAAGGCGGCUUGAACUGUGGACAGAAUUCCGGGAACUUAGCGAAACCGGCCAGUGGGUACCAGUUGAGGUGCGACAGCAGGAGGAUGUGGCUACUGGUGGAGUUCAUCAGCUCAAACAAGGUCAACAACGACGUCUCGUUGUGGGUUUGUCGCUUCCUCAACAUGGUGCCGGUCUACCUCUUGGCAUUGACACGAUAACAAGUGUAAGCAUUGGAUGUGUAUGUGUUUCGGAAGCAGGUGACCGAAGGAUGUUCGAUAGUUACCAGGAAGAAGAUCUUGAGCGACUACGCGCACAAUGGACGUUGGCGUUGCAAAGUCGACAGAAAUACCUUGAACAGCAAUUGGACUCGCUCUGUUCAAAAUCCGCCAAAUCCGAGGCCGAACUCGAACGCGAGCACUCGUUAAUGGGACAGUGGAUUUCGUUAACGGAAGAACGUACAGCAGUCUCCAUUCCAGCACCAAAUUCUGAUAUCCCUGGAUGCGCGCCAUUGUUGGGUCUAAACUGUUCAGAACAAGAGAUGCAUUGUGUUUUGUUUCAGAACACUCCUCGUGUGGCGGGUAUACAUUCAUUUUUGCCUAAGGAAGAAAGCGGCGGUCCGUUGGUCAUGCUUCCAAUCGUGCAUUUCGAUGAUAAAGAGGUAUUAAUCGCUACCUGUUCCUGGGACAGCUCGAUUCAUGAUCAUCCGGCUCUAAACGUUCCUUCAUCUUCAAACGAGAAAGUGUACGCCAUAGUCAAGGUCGGUGUACGUCUCUCACAUCCGUGUUCCAUGGAGUUAGUCCUUCGCAAACGGGUUUGUCUCAAUAUAUACAAGAAGGCUAGUCUUACGGAUCGAAUUCGAAAACGAAUCGUUGGAUCAGAGACGCUACAUCGUACUGCAGUGUAUUACGACGUCGUAGCACAUCUACCCAAGUCAUCACACGAUAUGGAGGAACGAUCCUCAUUAGCGUUGAUGGCUGCGCGUCAUACGACUGCUUCUGAAGACGAGAUAUCUAUCGGUAGCGAUGGCAGCAGACAUUCGAAUCGGCAGUUAAGUUACAUUGAAGCCUACACAAAGUCAAUUCAAGCCGUUGAGUCAAUGUUAAAGUUGGAUCGACUCCGACAAGAGGUUGCUAUCACCAACAUGCUGAGCAGGUACAAUUAUCGAUCGAUUGCUAUAAGCAAGAUAAAAGUGUACCCUAUACCAGAAAAAUCGAUUUCUGUGGUAAUUCAGACGAGAACGGCAACAACGACUUUCUCAUUUCGGAAUGCCAAGUCAGUCAUUCCGAAUGAAGCGGGCUGUCAGCCUCCCGAACGCUGCCUCAUUAGUAAGUCAUUACAUUCUGUGAUGGGGAAGAUAGCGAACUUAAAUAUUACCUCAAAAAUGUGCAUCAAUACGAAAUUGAAGCAGGCUUGA